Messenger RNA from Anisakis simplex (herring worm), 462 nucleotides. Lineage: Eukaryota; Metazoa; Nematoda; Chromadorea; Rhabditida; Anisakidae. The record is from the annotation of a GenBank genome assembly.
AUGCGGAUCAAUGAUAUGGUUGUCUUGUGUGAUAUUCUCUUCGUUGUGCUCUUAUUAGUUCAGUUCUCUCCUUGUUCAUCGUCGUCAGGUGAUGAAAAAGACUACUAUAAGAUUCUGGGUGUUCAAAAGACUGCCACAACAGCACAGAUUAAGAAAGCCUUUCGAAAAUUGGCCUUAAAAUAUCACCCGGAUCGAAGUAAGGACCCGAAUGCAGCAGAUAAGUUCCGAAAAAUCGCCGAAGGUCAGCCUUCUUACUCUCUACCGUUUUGUGAAAAAGUGCUCGAGAUUAACUCUUUAUACCCAUUCGAACGUUUCAAUUUCUUUUUUUUUUCAGCAUACGAGGUGCUGGGUGAUGAAAACAAACGUCGCAACUACGAUAUGGGCGUGCCGGUGUCAGACGGUUCGGGUGCUGGCUUCGAUUUUGAUUCCUUCUUCUCCAGCUUCCAAGAAAGUCAGUUUUGA